AUGAUCGAUUUCGUUUAUUUGGGUUUUCUUUCCAUUCCCUUUUCCUACAUUCUGUCUAUCCCUUUAGUUUCCACGCGCAUCCAAAGGGCACAGAGCAACACUCCUACCACGAUAAAUACAACUACCUCUACAACAUUCCCGGUCGUGAUUAUCAUUUCCCGCCUUUUUCCCGUUCUUCAUCCUCUUGGUUCUCUUUCACUUUUUUUUCCCGCUUUCCGUGUUUUUAAACCCUCUCAAUCCCUUUCUUUCUUUCCUUCUUUCUUUCUUUCUUUCUUUCUUUCUUUCUUUCUUUCUUUCUUUCUCUCUCUCCCUCUUUCUCACUCCCUCUGUAGGUGGGGAGUAUACACACCAAUUCUCUUUCGUAAUAUCUAUCUAUCUAUCUAUCUAUCUAUCUAUCUCACUGUUGCUCCCAUCCACUGUUUAAUCUCCCUAAAUAAUUGGCAUAAUCAACAAAUAUUAAUGUUUGCGCCCCUUUUGCAGUAA
This is a messenger RNA of Acanthosepion pharaonis, 483 nucleotides long. The record is from the annotation of a GenBank genome assembly. NCBI's taxonomy places the organism in Eukaryota, Metazoa, Mollusca, Cephalopoda, Sepiida, Sepiidae.